This is a messenger RNA of Alligator mississippiensis (American alligator), 9811 nucleotides long. RefSeq names its product low density lipoprotein receptor class A domain containing 3 (gene LDLRAD3). Gene Ontology annotation, biological process: receptor-mediated endocytosis. The transcript has 6 exons. NCBI's taxonomy places the organism in Eukaryota, Metazoa, Chordata, Crocodylia, Alligatoridae. The record is from RefSeq and is a predicted model, not a curated record. The coding region runs from base 77 to 1138 and encodes 353 amino acids. Gene Ontology annotation, cellular component: plasma membrane. Gene Ontology annotation, molecular function: protein binding.
CCCGGUGCGGCCCCGCCCCGCAGCCGCCGUCUGGGCCGGGAGCGAGCGGAGCCGCUGCGAAGUUGUCGGCGCGGCCAUGUGGCUGCUCUGGCUGGUGCUGGGCUCGGCGGAUAGCCAGCUGUUGCCUGGAAACAACUUCACAAAUGAAUGUAAUAUUCCUGGAAACUUCAUGUGUAGUAAUGGGCGCUGUAUCCCGGGGGCCUGGCAGUGUGAUGGGCUGCCCGACUGCUUUGAUGAAAGUGAUGAAAAGGAAUGCCCAAAAGCCAAAUCUAGAUGUGGGGCCACAUUCUUCCCCUGUGCUAGUGGUAUCCAUUGCAUCAUUGGCCGCUUCCAGUGCAAUGGCUUUGAGGACUGUCCAGAUGGCAGCGAUGAGGAAAACUGCACAGCCAAUCCCUUAUUGUGUUCAACUGCCCGAUUCCACUGUAAGAAUGGACUUUGCAUUGAUAAAAGCUUUGUGUGCGACAAUCAAAACAAUUGCCAGGAUAACAGUGAUGAAGAAAGUUGUGAAAGCCCUCAAGAGACUGGUAGUGGCCAAGAUUAUGUGACCUCGGAGAACCAGCUGCUGUAUUACCCCAGCAUCACCUAUGCUAUCAUCGGCAGUUCAGUCAUUUUUGUGCUGGUUAUGGCCUUCCUUGCCUUGGUCUUGCACCACCAGCGAAAGCGCAACAACCUCAUGACCCUGCCUGUGCAUCGGCUGCAGCACCCUGUCCUCCUGUCCCGGCUGGUUGUCCUUGAUCAUCCACAUCAUUGCAGUGUCACCUACAAUGUGAACAAUGGUAUUCAAUACAUGUCAAACCAGGCCUAUCAUAGGCCAGUGGAUCUGGAUUCUCCUCCAUCCUACUCAGAAGCUGUUUUAGACCAAAGCAGACCCCCUUGGUUUGAUCUUCCUCCACCCCCUUACUGCUCAGAAUCUGAAUCUCCCAGUCAGACAGAUCUCCCUCCUUACCGAUCUCGGACAGGAAGCUCGGUGAGCACAGGCACCCCAAUGGCAGGAAACAGCCUGCACAUAGACCACAGUCGGACAAGAUGCAUCAGUAACAAUGUGGACCAUCAUGAGACACUUCUCGGGACAAGAGCAGAGCAAAAUGACUCUCUGAUCAACUCUGCUGCUGAAAGAGAAAUGUUACAGGUUUUUUAAAUGUGUAUAUGGGUUAGUCUGUUGUGGUUUAUUUCCUUCUGAGAUAGGAGGGAGCAGCAAUGUUUAGAAAAGGAUUUAAUUUUGGAUCCAACUCCAGAUUGCUGCACAUUUCACAGACACUUGGACUCAAUAUUUGAGCUCAUCACUGACUUCUUGAUCUAGGUUCAUGUCAGAACUUCCAAAAGCUUGUAAGGAAGAGUUCCAGUUCAAAUCUGUAUAAUAUGUUGAUGCUAAGACUUUGUGAUUUAAUGUAUUUCUGGGAGAUUGUAUAUGUAUGUACAUAGGUGCACAUAUAAUAUAUAUAUAGAUAAUACACACAUGGCCACACACGCACAGACACACACGUUUGCAUUUACAUUAAAGUUUCCAGACUGGCUCUUGUCCUCUCCACGCUUCAGUCAGGCACAGUCACCUGCACAGAUGACGGGGAGUAAUUGAGUGUACAGGACAGAAAAAUAAGGUAUCCCUUCUUUGAGAUCUGAUGCUUAACUACACAUCUGCCCCACAGCAGCAAGAAGCAGCAGUCCUGUUUGGCCCCUCCAUCUCCAGAUGGAGCAUGCUCUGUACAAAUAUAGUCAUUGAAAAUGGCAGACAAGGUUCUUUGGGUGAAUCUGAUAUCUUUUAUUAGACCAACUUAAAUAGUUGGAAAACAAUUAUUAAGCAAGCUUUUGGGUUCAAAAACCUUUUGUCAGGCUAAGGAAGUUUCAGCAGUUGGUGUGUGCUCUUCCUGGAUGGAAUGAAAAGUAAAGAAGCCAGAGGCUGGGCUGAUAUGCAGACAAGACAGGUAGUCAGUGAAAAUGUAGAUUGAGGAGUCAAUGGGUGAGAGACAGGCUGGGGAGUGGGGGGGGGAAAAGAGUGAAGGGGAAUGAAAGUGGAGAGAUACCUGGGGAGUCAGAUGUCAGGCAGGUUAUAAUGUGUCAUAAAUCCAAUGUCUGUAUUUAGUCCAUGAUUUUUAGUAUCCAGGAGGUUGAUGAAGUGAAGUUCAUAGGCUCAUCUGUGGGAUGUGUUUUGUAAGUUUCCUUUGAGGAUCAGGACUGAGAGAUUGGAGAGAGAGUGGUUUUCUUGUGGGAAAUGUGCCCCCACCAGUAAUUGGGUAUUUCUGUCUUUGAUAGAUUUCCGGUGUGCAUUCAUUCUGGUGCGCAGUUGUUGUUUGGUCUCUCCUACGUAUUUUCCAUCAGGGCAUUUGGUGCAUUGGAUGAGAUAUAUUACAUUUCUGGAGGUGCAGCUGUAAGAUCCUGGGAUGUUGAUGGCUCUGUUGUGGGGUGUAGUAAUAGUUGGGGAGGGGGUGGGGUGGGGUGGAGAUGUGUUGGCAGGUUUUGCAUUUCUUGUCAUGGCACGGUCUGGAUCCAUUUGGUGUGUUCUGUGCUUGAGGAAGUUUGCUUCUGGUGAUGAGGUUAGUGAGGUUUGGUGCUUGUUUGAAGGCUAGGAUGGGUGGCUCUGAGAAGAUCUUUUUAAGAAUAGGGUCUCCUUUUAGUAUGGGUUGCAAUUGUUUGAGGAUUUUCCGUACAGGCUCAAGGGAGGGGUGAUAUGUCAUAACCAGCAGUGUGCGAUUUGUGGGGGGUUUUCUUCUGUACUGCAGCAGUUCUUCAUGUGGUAUCUGGGUGGCUCUUUCAAACGUGCAAUCUAUCUCUCUGGAGGAGUGUCCUUGGUGGGUGUAAGCCUUUUUAAGAUUGGUGAUGUGGCAAUCCCGGUUGUUCUCUUAAGUGCAAAUUCGGUGGUAUCUGAGGGCUUGGCUGUACAUCACAUCUUUUUUGGUGUGUUUAGAGAGAUUGCUGGUUCUGUGCAGGUAUGUAUGUUGGUCUGUGGGUUUCUUGUAUAACGUGGUCUCUAUUUUACCCUUCUGGAUACUGAUCAUUGUGUCUAAAAAGGGGAUGUUGGUGCUGGAGUAUUCUAAAGAAAGUCGGAUGGAGGGAUGGUGAUUGUUGAAUUUCUGAUGGAACUCAAUCAGAGAUUGUAGGUUUUCAGUCCAAAUGAUGAAUAUGUCAUCGAUAUAGCUUAAGUAUAGCAAGGGUUUGAUGGUGCAGUUCUUGAGGAAGUCUUCUUCCAGGUGGCUCAUAAAAAGGUUGGCAUACUGUGGGGCCAUUUUAGUGCCCAUAGCUGUUCCCAUCAUCUGGAGGAAGUGUUGAUUAUUAAAAGUGAAAUUGUUGUGUGUGAGGAUGAAGUGUAUAAGGUCAGUAAUAUCUUUGGGCCUGUAUUCUGAGUUGUAAUCUUGUUCCUGUAGAUAUGUAAGGCAGGCUUGGAUGCCAUCCUGGUGUGGGAUGUUGGUAUAUAGGCUGGUAACAUCCAUGGUGGCUAGGAGUGUGUUGCUGGGAAGGUAGUCUGUUUUUAAGUUUCCGUAGAAAGUCUGUAGUGUCUUGUACAAAACUUGCUCUGUGGGUGAUGAGCGGUUUUAGGAUUGAUUCAACGAAACCUGAUAUUUCCUCAGUUAGGGUCCCAUGGUUGGAUAUGAUAGGUCUGCCAGGGUUCCCUUGUUUGUGGAUUUUAGGGAGCAUAUAAAAAGUCCCCGGGUUAGGUAGUGGGGGGAUCAAGGUCUGUAGUUUUUCUUGUAAUCUUGAUGCAAAUGAUUUGAUGGUAUUGUUGAGUUUCUUGGUGAAAAGGGGAGUAGGAUCUUCUUGUAGUUCUUUGUAGUAGGUGGUGUCAGAGAGCUGUCUGUUGGCUUCCUUUAUGUAGUCUUCACGGUUUAGGAUGACUAUGGCUCAUCCUUUAUCUGCUGGUUUUAUUACUAUUUGGUGGUUAGAUCUUAGAGAUUCUAUGGCCUUUUUCUCUGGUAGAGAGAGGGUGUUAUGGUGGUGUGUGUCGCUGAUUAUUUCAUCGUUCAUUCUUUCCCUGAAGUAGUCAAUGUAGCGGUCAAGGUUAGGGUUUUGUCCACUGUGAGGUGUCCAAUCUGAUUUUUUUUUGUUUUUUUUGGCAUUAAUCUUUUCCUGAAUGUUGUCAGAGGAUGAGUUGUUGGGAGUGGGUUCAGUUUGGUCGUGGAAAUAUUCCUUGAGGCGGAGGAGUCGGAAGAAUUCUUCUAGUUCUCCACAUUGAAGUAUUUUAUUAGGGUAUAUUUCUGGACAGAAAUUUAGGCCUUUAGAAAGGACAGAUUUUUCAGUUUUGGUAAGCGUGUGUAUGGAGAGAGUGAUAAUAUUUGUGGGUUGGUUGCUGCUUUCAGUUUUAUCAAGUCUGAGAUUGGAAUGUUGUAAGGUGUUGGUGUUGUUGGUGUCAUUGAAAAUGUUAGCUUAGCUUUGAAAUUUUAAUAGGGGGCUGGACUCGAUGAUCUUCUGAGGUCCCUUCCAGCCCUAAUGUCUAUGAAAUCUAUGAAAUAAGUUCCUACCAAGGUUCCUUCUAAGGUGCACGUGUAUGCGGCCACGCACAACUAAAAGUGUGGCUGUGCACAGUCUUUUCAAGGCUGCGCACCAUGAGAGGCUGGAGCCGGAGCCUGGCGUGGGCUCCGCCAACUCCGGGGAAGUGCUCUGCUCCCCUGCAUCAGGGCCAGGGAGUGGAGCACUUCCCCGGAGCUGGCAGAGUCUGUGUCAGCCACCCACUGCAGCCUCCAUUCCUGCUUUGCCUCACCUCGGGGAGGAGCCGCUGCCUACCCCGAGUGAGGCUCCACUGGCUCUGGGACACGGCCCCGAGGCCAUGCUAGGGAGCGGAGCACUGUCCCGGAGCCACCAGAGCCUCACUCAGGGCAGGCAGCGGCUCCUCCCUGAGGUGAGGCAAGGCAGGGAUAGAGGCUGGCGCAGGCUUCGCUAGCUUCGGGGAAAUGCUCCACUCCCCGGCCCUGAUGUGGAGAAGCGGAGCACUUCCCCAGAGCCAGCGGAGCCCGCACCAGACUCUGUCUCCAGCCACUGGCCCCUGGCUUCAGCCCCUGGCCCCAGCCCCUGGCUCCAGCCACCAGCCCUUGGCUCCAGCCACCAGCCUCCGGCUCCGGCUCCCGACCCCAGCCUUCAGCCCCUGGCCCCGGCCCCCAGCUCUGGCUCCCAGCCCCUGGCCCCCAGCCCCAACCACCGGCCCCUGGCUUCAGCCCCUGGCCCCCGGCUCCCAGCUCCAGCCCCUGGCCCCGGCCCCGGCCCCCAGCUUUCAGUCCCCUUCAGUAAGUGCCCUACGCUGGACCAAGACAGCACGCUCACGGACCGUUGCUCCAUGAGAAUUUUUUUUAAUAUGGUAGAACACCAUCUUUCUAUAACCUUGUUCUAGGAAACAGCUAAACUGUUUUUAGCUGAAACUUUCCAAAACAAUUCAGCCUGAGGCAGGCACCUAGUCUGAAUAGGAAAAGUUAUAGACCCAACUGAAAACAAGGUCUUAUUAGGGAAAGAGUUGGACAGCCUUAAUAAUAGAUGGGUGUCAGCAUCAUCUAUAAUUCAUAUGUGUAUGCUUGCAUGCACACAAAUAUCUUUAUAUAAUGUGUGCGCAUACAUAUAUUGGAUUUCAUAAUGUUGGAUAUCUUUCUGGUAUCCUUGGAAAUGUAACUUAAAUUGCAUACUAAAUGCUUUCAAUGUCGUGUAGAAUACUAGUUAUUCUAUCAAAUGUUUGCCAUGAUUAUUCAUGGUUUUCACUGGUUGAAAUUUAAGUUCAUGCAUAAAAACAAAGGCACAGCAGAGCUGCGCAAAGUAUGAAUAUGGCCCACUAUUUACCUUUGUUCUAUUUUCUGUCCUCAUUCUUGGAAUAUUUCUGUCUGAAAUUUGUAGACUGGAAAUGAAGCAGAGCUUCAUUAUGAAAAAACAGCUUUUAUGCACAGGUAAUGAAUGUGGAAGGAAGGAAACUAAACUGUCCCUAUUGUUGCAGCUUUAAAUUCCUGUGGCUGUAGUUGACAUUCAGAAAAGAAGGCAGUUCAUUCUCCUAUCCAGAGGGAAAUCAGCCCUAAAAAAUAAUUGUCACUUCUGUUUGUUCAUACAGAGCCUGACACCAUUGCUGUACUCCAGCUUUAUGCUAGUGCACAUUGUCAUAAAACAGGAAUAAUGGAAGUGAUAAGCCUACAGAAAGGAAGUCAAUAUAAUAUCUUUAGAUAAUUAUUGUUGACAUAAAGGUUAUCUCCUCCAAAUUGAAACCUGACCUUGGAAAAUUAGUCCAGUUCAGUUAAAGGUCUGAAACUUGCAAGUAAAUGAGCAUUCUACAUACCUGAUAUGGGUAUCUGCAUAGUGCCAAUCACUGUAAUAUCAAGGGGGUCAGAAACUGGGUGUAUUUCUGCAAGUACAAGUCAUUUAAAAAAUGAGAUGAUGUAGUAGAAAGCACCAAAAAGCUUUAACAUACAUCACUGGCUUCUCUGAACAGAAAGCAGAGAUAUUGGGCUCUGGGCAGUCCAACUAGAAAUGUAACAGUGAGGAAUGCUGAUUAAAUAUUACUAAAUACUUGUAAAGCAAGUUAGAUGUGUUGGGCCAGAUGCAUUGUUUAGUGGAAUUGCAAGCGGUGUCUUUGCACUUUCUCACAGAAGGCUUAAUGGGACUUGCCCAGUAGGUCACUGACAAAAAUCCAUUCCAUUUUUUACAAAUACAUAAUAUAAGCCACAGUUCUGAGUUAAUGGCAAAACAGGAUAUUAUUGUUGCUGGCACCCAGGUUAUUAUCACUCAUGGCUCCCAGACCUGUGUUGUAACCAUCACACUCUGUUGCUGUUUCUUCCUUUAUUUAGGCUCCUGAUCAGCCUUUCACCAAAGAACUAUGUACAGUGGCUGAAUUAGUCUCCCUUGUUCCAAAUCUUGAAAUAUCACUCAAAAGUUCUUAGUGAUGUCACUAAACAAGUCUCUUUAUUUUUUCUUUCCUAAAUUUAGAUUGGUGGAAUUUAGUCAUAGGGUCUUACACAGCUUACAGGCCCUCUGCAAAGAGGUGAAUGUUACUAUGCAUAAACUGGUUUCCCAGAUGCCAAAGCAUAUACAAAUGGUUAUGCAUUUUCCUUGGGGUAUCUGGCAACACUGCUCCCACCGUCAAAAGACAGGAACCAAGUACACAUAAUGCCACCUUCUCUUUCUUCCCAUUGUAUCAGUUAUUGUCAUUUGUAAGUAUGAUAUUCUUUCAGGGUGUACAUAAUUUUGUAAAUUUGAGUUGUGAUGAACCAUUUUGACUAAAAAAAAUGCAUUCUAAGUGGUGUCGUUUUGUUCCCUUCCAGCUAAGGGUAUAUUUAUCUCUGUACAGGAACCCUUUUUUUAAAUGAGGCCAAGAAUUGUAAAAGGAGAUUGUGUGCCUUCCCAACUGAAUGUUGGAUAUUUUUUAAUAACAAGGUAGAUUAGACUAACCUGUGUUGUAACAGUUUGUGCACUGUUGCAUAUUUGGUUAUUUAUCAUAAUCUCCAAAGAUACAGAGCAAGAAACAUAUCUCUUCUCCAUCUUGGUGGUUAUUUCUGGUACUGGAAUCUUUACUCCCUACACUAUGGGGCUGUCAUCCCUUUACAGGAACCAAUGAAUUUGGAGAAGUGGGGUGAUUUCAGCACUUUGCUGAAGCAAGCACUAUAAUUUAGGUAAGGAUUUUGCCACAUUGAAUUUAAUUACUGCUAGAAAUGUAUUCACUCGUGAUCCCUUACUUAGAAAAUGCUAUAAUGUCACCCAGGAAUUAUCUGUAGUAUGACAGCUUCCAGUAGUGUUACUACCGUGUCUUACUGCAUAAUUCAGUGGUAUCUUUAGAACAGGUGGUAGUAACACUGAAUAGAUGGAAUUAAAUAUUUAAUUGAAAACCUGUAAGUUCCUUGAUCUUCAGUUUUUAAGGCUGAAGAUAAAACAGUUACAAAAUGCCAUUUGAAAGACAUUUUUCUAACAGUACCCCAUAAAAAAGGAAUUGACCAUACAGUAGCUUGCAGCUGCUGUUCACUGAGUCUUAGUAAUUAUCUUCAACGAUUCUUUAAGUGUAUAUUGCUUAAGACCAAAUGAAUGCUUGCUUGAAAGCCUGAUUGUGCACCAUUGAAGUCAGCGGGGGCUUGCCAUUGGGCCAGAUUCUGAUCUUUCCAUUUUUGUUGAGCGGUACCAUAGGACAGAAUGAGACUCAGUGUAAAAGAUGAGAGUAAUAUCACUGAUUUCAGCACAGCUACUUGAGAAGAAGCAAAAAGAGGUCAAAUUUGGCCCAGACAAGUUCUUAAAGCAUAAAUUUUAGGAUCUGGACAUAGGCAAGACAAGGUUCUUUGGGCACACACCAACUGCAGGUGCUUCUAAGCCUGACAAAGGGUAUUUAUACCCGAAAGCUUUCUAAAAUGUAUUUUCCCAACUAUUUGAGUUGGUCUAAUAAAAGAUAUCAGAUUUACCCAAAGAACCUUGUCUGCCUAUGUCCUUAGGCCAACAUGGCUACUAACUAUACCCCUGUAACAUGCAGGAUAUGGACAGACAUCCAUUUAAAGCACUUCAGAUGCCACCAACCUGAAGCACCUUUCAUUUGUAGCAUUCCAGUAGCAUUCUGAAAUACCUCCCAGCUAAAUGACCAUUGUGAAGUGCUUUAAAGUUAUUCCUGUUCUAGCCAGGUUCAUUUUUCAUAUGGUUUGGGCCAGUUUGUAGCACUGCACAUCAUCUGUCCAUCAUUUUCUGAAGUGUUUUCAAGUUGUUCACAUCUGUCCAUACCCUCAGAAGAUCUGAGUAUCAGCAAAUCUCACUCAAGUCACUGAAAACUGCACAGUUGAAAAUGUAGGCCUUUAAUGAAUAUGCUUUGUAGUCAUUCAAAGUUACUUAGAAGACAAAUUAUAAUGUACCUCUCUUGGGUGUCAUGCUAAUGGAAAACUAUCAGUAAUGUUUUUAAAAAGGACCUGUGAAUACUUUUCUCCAUUCUUGUCUGCAGUGACACAUAAAGGAACAUUGAUUAUAUAGUGAUUUUAAGUAACUGGCUUCAUACUUUAUCUCCUUUUAAAUCCGAUCGGUUUUAUUUUCAUCUCUUUAUUUUUAUACAAUUAAUAAGACCCUUGCAGUAGAUUUAGAAAUUGGGUGAGUAAAAGAGAAGAUUUUGAUUUUAAUUAAUGCUGCAGUCCAUUAAUCUUAUGCUUCUUAUUUUUUGACAUCUUAGAAAAGACAAAUGGUUUUCACAGAUAAGGAAAAACUAUUAAUGACAAAAAGGAGAGAGGGACACACAUUCUGAAUUCAGUGUUUUAAUGAAUGAAAAAAAAAGCUUUUUGAUCCAAGUGGUAAGCUGUUUUGCAUAUGAUGCCCCGGAUUAAAACAGGAAGAUUCAGAAACUCACAGCAACUUGUGCUUUUGUCUCAGAGCUGGAAUUAUUUUUCAAUACAAUGCUAAGCUAUGAUCCUGGAAUCAGAUCUGUGUGACUACGCAUGGAGCUUCGAAUUGCUGUAUGUAUCCAGCUCCAGGAUUAUGGCCCUAGUAUUCACCCUGUUUCCUCUACCCUGAGCCUUCUUUUCAUUUUUCAAACAAGAUUUUACUUGAUUGACUUAAAAGAAGUUGUAUGUUUCAACCAUGCCUUGUUUACAUCCCUACAAAUGGGAAAUCUCUUUAACUGGUUUCUGUAUUCCUGAAUAAAGGGGGCAUUUCACUUUUCAAUAGCAUAAAACUCAAGAGGCCUGUCCCUAUAGCAGGAAAUCUUUGUCAUUUGUGAUUGCGUCCUGAGAGAGGUAUACUACUUUCUCAGUCCCAUUUUAUGUUCACUUUUAUUAAUAUUGUUAAACGUUGUUCAAUCUGUUAAAUAUGUUUCAGUGUUGAUCUUUUAAUUUUUAUAAAAGUUUUUAUAUAUGUGUGUGUGUAUAGAUAUAUAAAAUUAAUACUGUUUUGCAUAAUUUUA